CGGCGCCCACAUGGUCGACGAUCUAGCAUCCGUAACAGUAUCCAAUGCGCAACGAUUAGAGGACACGGUCUCUUAAUACAUAUUGUCGCGAAUCUCAUGCACGAACCCCCAAUUCAAGAGCCGAGCUCAAUUCAUCUGAUUGUUGGUGCUCUUACGAUUCUCGCAGAUGGCGUCUGUUGUAGCUCCAGGUGCCGACCAUCGACCCAUGCACGGCCAUGCCUGUAUUCGAUGUGCUGAACGCAAAGUCAAAUGCGACCGGCGGCAACCUUGCGAUGCCUGUACGAGGCACAACGCAGAUUGCAUCUUUCGUCCAUUACCUCCGCGGAAAAAAAGGAAGCAGCUUACGAAAGAAGAGAUACUCCUAAGACGAAUCAAAUUGUACGAAUUAACACUCGAGGACAAGGGCGUAGAUCCAAGAGAGUUGGACAAAUCUCCAGUAGUCAGAGCACCUAUGCAGAAAGAGGAUCAUGUCAGCACUUCGAUGAGCGAAGCACCCCAACUACCAAGUCCCAACUACACGUUUGGCCCGGAAGGAGCAAUCUCAAAACCACGACUGAUCCAUGGAAAGGGGCGUUCCAAGUUUCUCGAUAAUGGCCUGUGGACGAGAGUCAUAGAAGAGCUUCACGAAUCAGUGGACGCUCUGGGAGAUUCGUCGGACGAUACCAGCGACCAAGACGAGAUCACUGAAAAUGUUGCAGACGUUGUGCUUGGCUCAAUCAACACACCGAGAAGCCUGGACAACCUACACCCAUAUCCCGACCAAAUCCUGGCCUUGUGGCAGAUCUACCUGAGGAAUGUCAAUCCGGUCAUGAAACUUAUCCACGCGCCUACCAUUGACAAGGCCAUUCAGCAUACCGCAUCGCACUCUGAGAAGGUCUCCAAAAGUGUCGAAGCUCUGCUGUUUGCGAUAUAUAGUGUUGCGGUCAUGUCGAUGCAAGACAAAGACUGUGAACAACGAUUUGGCCAGCCCCGGAAGCCUCUUUUAUCACGUUAUGUACGGGCCACGAAACUGGCGCUCUCACGUGCUAACCUGAUGGGGACUUCCAAUAUUGUCGUACUUCAAGCAUUUCUUCUUCAUCUCGCCUCGGUCCGGGAUUCUUACGAUAGUCGGACUCUGUGGAAUAUGCUAGGUGUUGCCAUCCGCAUAGCGGAAGGGAUGGGGAUGCAUCGAGAUGGAAGCACACUAGGACUGCCACCUUUUGACAGCGAGAUCCGACGUCGCAUGUGGUGGGAAAUGAGUCUACUCGAUCAAAAGAGUGGGGAUCUGAGUGGACAUAGCAAGUUUGGCGCUUUUGAUGGUGACACUAAGUUACCCCAAUGCCCUGCCAACGUCGAUGACCACGAGCUGUUCCCGACUAUGAGGUCACCGCCAGAAGAAUCAAAAAAGGUCACAGACUCGCUCUACUGCGCAAUGAGGGCAGACCUGUUCGCGUAUUGGUCGAACUACGCAGUACGCAGAAGGAAAGAGGGCAUGUCGGGAAACAUGCUUGGCAACCAUGCAAAUGGAGAAGACCUCCAAGACAAAGACAAGGCGAUCGAAGACUUCGAGCAGAUGCUUGAGUCAAAGUAUGUACGAUACCUUGACCCAUCACAACCGCUACAAUUCCUGAGCAUGCUCGUGGCUCGAGCUGUUGUGAGCAAAGCCCGAUUUAUGGUUCACCACCCCAAAAGGUGGAACGGCACACAAAAUAUUCCUGUCCCUGAACGCGAGUACGUGUGGAGACUGUCCAUCAAGCUUCUGCAACAAUACAACAUGAUCCGAUUGAGUCCUUACUUGCAACGAUUUUCCUGGUAUACGGCAUACUACUUCCCAUGGCAGACUUUCAUCCACGUCCUUGAUACCAUGCGACUCAACCCGCUAAUGGCGGAGGCUCCCGAGGUCUGGCAGCUAAUCGAGGAAACGUACAGGUCUUUCCCGAAUCUGAUCAUCAAGACCAGAGAGUUACCGUGUGUGGCAAUCAGCAAUCUGUGCUUGAAGGCUUACCAGGUUUAUACCGUGGCGCUGAUGAAGGAUGGUAAGCCGGUAGCGAGAGCUCCAGACUUCAUUGAGACUCUCAGAAGACAGCGAGAACAAGCCGGAGGUUUUCGAGCUGAACGAGAAACGAAGGACCUAUUGAGGCCACCGGCCGUCCCAUCUCCGCAACAGCGACGCCUGCAACGCCCUCUACAAGGUACCUUGCCAGUUUGCGACAAUCAAGCACAAAUGUCUAUUGAUGAUCCAACUGCAUGGUCGACCGGUGGCGUCAGUGAGAACUUGCAAACAUCCUCGACAAAUGUACCAGGAGCGAGCGGGAGUUUCGAAUUUAGUCCAGGCAAUGAGAUUGAUAUCUUCGCGGAUCAAGCAAUUGACUGGUCUGAAUGGGAUGCAAUACUCGGGGAUCCGAGCUUGAUGCCGAUGCCGCUCAUGACAGAGUUCCCAGAAUAAGGCGCGAGGCGAACAUCAAUUUCCGGACCCUGAAUGGAAUAUGCAAGACACUGGACUAUCGAUGGCUCGGAAGGGGGUGCCUGGGAGAAUACCAACAUUGAUUUCGAGAUUUCAAGCUCAUUGCAACGUUAACACGAACACCUGGGCGUUUCUAGACGAACUGAUCGAUCACGACAAUGCUACAUACGAUAGAAUGGUGCAAGAUAUAUG
This is a messenger RNA of Exophiala xenobiotica, 2635 nucleotides long. RefSeq lists its product as uncharacterized. Gene Ontology annotation, biological process: DNA-templated transcription; regulation of DNA-templated transcription. Gene Ontology annotation, molecular function: DNA binding; zinc ion binding; DNA-binding transcription factor activity, RNA polymerase II-specific. The transcript has 3 exons. The coding region runs from base 167 to 2425 and encodes 752 amino acids. Lineage: Eukaryota; Fungi; Ascomycota; Eurotiomycetes; Chaetothyriales; Herpotrichiellaceae. The record is from RefSeq and is a predicted model, not a curated record.